AUUUUCAGAAAGGAAAGAAAGAUAAAUAGAAGAGGAUUAUAUACGUGGAAUAGGGAAUAAGCAUGAGAUAUGCAUUUGAUACAGAUAUUUUAUUGGAGUUUUUAGAAAUAGCUAUACACAAUAUUUUGUAUUAUAGAAACUUAUAUCCCAAAGAAGCCUAUAUAAAGAUACAAAUUUAUGGAAUAUAUGUAUAUAUUUCUCAACAUCCUGAAUUAAAUAAUUAUAUUAAAAAUACAUUAAUAUGUGUAAAAGAACUAGUUCAAGAAAACAAAAACCAUUUAAAUUCAAUAAAUUUGUUAUAUGUAAAUGAAUUGAAUAUACCAAUAGAAAAAUUUGUUUUUUAUUUUAAUCAAUUAGAAAUCAGUCCAUCAAAAACAGAUCCAUGUUUUAAAAGGCCAGAAGAGGUAUUAAAAAAUUUAUGUUUAAAUUUAUCAAUGUUAGAAAUCUGUUUAAAACCACUUCCAAUAAAUUCUUCAUUUUAUAUUAAUAUUAUUACAAAUUGUAUAACACAUUUAGUUAUAGCAGAAAAUUCAAAAUCUUAUAACUUCCCAUGGACAAUUGACUAUGACUUUAAAAAAAUGGAAAGUGGUCUAUUAUUACCAAUAAAUAAUUUUAAAGUAGACUGUUUUGAGUUACAAUUAGUUGUUAUUGAAAAUUAA
Molecule: messenger RNA, 659 nt
Organism: Ceratosolen solmsi marchali
Lineage: Eukaryota; Metazoa; Arthropoda; Insecta; Hymenoptera; Agaonidae
Gene: PolZ2
Product: DNA polymerase zeta subunit 2
Exons: 3
Coding region: 63-659 (198 amino acids)
Cellular component (GO): zeta DNA polymerase complex
Source: RefSeq, a predicted model, not a curated record